AUGGCAGAAGCACGUCCAAUAUUGUCUGAUGUUGGUUUAAUUCCAUUUUUUGACGUUGGCAAUGACAUUAAUUCGUUGGGACAAAGAUGGACACGCUGGCUUCGAUCUUUUAAUUUGUAUGCAACAGGUAAAGGAGUUGUAGAGGCACAACAGAAAAAAGCAUUAUUGUUACACAGUGCGGGAAUGGAAGUACAAGAUGUGUAUUAUACCCUGGUGGAACGAGACCCGGGUGAACAUGAAACAGUGUACGAAGUUACUGUAGAAAUUUUGAACAAUCACUUUACACCGCAAGUAAAUAACUCUUUUCAAAGGAACCAAUUCCGGGCAAUGGAACAAAAACCCCAAGAAACAAUUGAACAAUAUAUAACCAGGUUACGACAAAAGGUAAUUUAUUGCAAUUUUGGUAAUGUAGACGAAGCUAUUUGCGACCAAGUAAUAGACAAAUGUAGUUCAAAGAGAUUGAGAAGAAAAUUAUUAGAAAGGCACAAUGUUACCUUACAUCAAUUGCGUGAAACGGCACAGGCAAUGGAAGCUGCAGAGAAACAGGCAACUUCGAUAGAACAACCAAUUGAAUCUGUCAACAAAGUUUCAACUUAUGCAAAUGAUACAUGCAGUGAACCAGAUUACGAUAACGAAGAUGAUGAUUAUGCAUUUACAGUACAUGGGAAUCAAGGCAAAGUCAGCAAAUUUACAGUUAAUGUUGGAGGUAUAGAUGUUCCUGUGGUGAUUGAUUCUGGUGCAACUGUAAACAUUAUAGAUAGGACACUUUGGGAACACUUAAAGAAGAAUAAGAUUAAGUGUGAGUCUAAGACAUCGUCUAAGAAUUUGUACGCUUAUGGUAGUAAUAAGCCACUUACUAUAGCAGGCAGUUUUAAUUCAAAUGUUUGUGUGAACGACCGCUGUGUUUCAGCUGAUUUUUUCGUGAUUGAGGAAGACGGCCAGGCAUUACUUGGACAUAAGACGUCAAUAGAACUUGGUGUAUUGAAAAUAGAGACAAAUGUUAACACAGUGACUGAUAAUGUGGUGAAAACUAACUAUACAAGUAAAUUUCCAAAGGUAUUUUCAGGUGUGGGAAAAUUAGUAGACUUUCAAUUGAAAAUUCCUAUUGACAAAAGCAUUCAACCUGUAAUUCAGCCAUUACGUCGUAUACCGUAUCAUUUGCGAGGAAAGUUAGAAGAAAAACUGAAUGAACUUGUAGAACAGGACAUUAUUGAAGCUGUUAAUGGGCCAAGUCAGUGGACAUCGCCAAUUGUGGUUGUACCAAAGAAAAAUGGUGAUAUACGCAUAUGUGUUGACAUGAGGCGCGCAAAUUUAGCAGUCAUGCGUGAAAGAUAUCCAAUUCCAACUGUAGAUGAGGUAAUUCAAGAUUUGAAUCAAAGUAAAGUCUUCUCAAAGUUAGAUAUUAAACUUGCGUACCAUCAAAUUGAACUGACACUAGAGUUCAGACAGAUAACUUGCUUCAUGACACAUAAAGGAAUAUUCCGAUAUAAAAGGCUCAUGUUUGGAAUAAACUGCGCCCCAGAGAUGUAUAACAAAGUAAUGAGUCAGGUAUUUCAAGGACUUGAAGGAGUAAGAAACAUUUUUGAUGAUGUUGUUGUGUAUGGCUCUACUUCUAAUGAGCAUAAUGAGACACUCGAUGCUGUUCUUCAAAGAUUAGAGGAAAGAGGACUGACACUUAAUAUUGACAAGUGUAAAUUCAACAUGGCAAACAUUGAGUUUAUGGGUCACAUGUUAUCAGAACAUGGGAUUGGUGUGUCUCAGUCUAAAGUUGAAGCAAUUGUAAAUGCUAGAAGGCCAGAAUCAGUUUCUGAGAUCAGGAGUUUUCUAGGGUUAGUUAAUUUUGUUGGUCGUUUCAUACCAAAUCUAGCAACUGUAGCAGAACCACUACACCGCUUGCUCCACAAAGAGACAAAAUUUCAAUGGGGACCAGAACAAAAUGAUUCUUACGAAAAAUUGAAAAAAGGUCUGGUGGUUGCGUCUAAUUUAAGCUAUUUCAGCUUAAAAGCGAAAACUCAAGUAAUUGCAGAUGCCAGCCCUGUCGGCUUAGGUGCUGUUCUAGUACAGAAACAGAAUGACGAGUACAAAGUCAUAUGCUAUGCAAGCAGAAGUCUCACAACUAUCGAAAGGAAGUAUUCACAAACUGAAAAAGAGGCGUUGGGGUUAGUAUGGGCCUGUGAAAGGUUCCACAUGUAUUUACUGGGUCAUGAUUUUGAGUUGCUAACAGACCAUCGUCCAUUGGAAUUUAUAUUCUCGCCUAAGUCUAAACCAUGUGCUCGAGUUGAAAGGUGGAUGCUUAGAAUGCAACCUUUUAAAUAUGUUGUGAAAUAUAUUCCAGGAUCAAAGAAUAUUGCAGAUUCUCUAUCCCGGUUAUUAGUGGUACCGAAAAAUGAAUCAAAACAAGGAGAAAUAAAUCAAGCUGAGGAGUAUAUACGUUUUGUUGCAUCUGAAUCUACACCAAACGCUGUAAAGAUUGAAGAUGUGGAUAAAAUGUCACUUAAUGACAAAGAAUUACAAAAUAUUAGAAAUUGUUUGUUAAAUGGAAGAUGGCAAGAUUUGCUAAACAAACAGUAUUUAACAGUGAAACAGGAACUUAGUUCUAUAGGUCAUAUUGUUCUUCGUGGAACAAGACUAAUUAUACCGACUGAAUUGAGGAAUCAGAUACUGAAGUUAGGACAUGAGGGACAUCCUGGAAUUGUUUUAAUGAAACAAAGAUUAAGAUCAAAAGUUUGGUGGCCAAACAUGGACAAGAGUAUUGAAGAGUAUUGUAAGUCUUGUUAUGGGUGCCAGCUUGUCGCAAACCCAGAGAAACCAGAACCGAUGAUACGAACGUCACUUCCGUCUAAACCGUGGGAACAGAUAUCAGCAGAUUUUUUAGGACCGUUACCGUCUGGAGAAUAUCUAUUUACCGUUGUUGACUACUAUUCAAGAUGGUUGGAAGUGACAAUUAUGAGUAAAAGUACAAGCGCAGACCGUGUAAUUGAUGCUCUGGACAAAAUGUUUACUAUACAUGGUUUACCUAUUUCAAUCGCAACUGACAAUGGACCUCAAUUUAUUAGUGACACUUUUAAAACAUACUUGGAUCAAAAUGGUAUAGUGCAUAGAAGAAUUACACCCUUAUGGCCAGCUGCCAACGGGGAAAUAGAGCGUCAGAACCGUUCAUUGCUAAAGCGCAUGCGUAUUGCAAAUGCUGAGAAAAAGAACUUGAGUACUGAAAUACAAACGUAUUUGAAGAUGUACAGGUCAACACCUCAUUGUACUACAGGUGUAAGCCCAGCUGAAUUGUUAUUUAAUAGAACGCUUCGCACAAAACUACCUGAUAUUCAGAUCCGUUCACAUGACGACACUGAAGUGCGUGACCGAGAUAGUCAAAGGAAGGAGAAAGGAAAACUAUAUGCGGACACAAGAAGGAAUGCGACAACAAAUGAUUUGAAAGCAGGAGAUUCUGUUUUAGUGAAACAAAAUAGAGGAAAUAAAUUGUCUACAACCUUCAAUCCGAAACCAUUCACACUGCUGGAAAAGCAUGGAAAUAGUGUCGUUGUUCAAAAUGAUGAUGGUGAUACAUAUAAGAGAAAUGUCACACAUAUCAAAAGAUUCAUUGAAAGGAAAUCUAGUGAAAAUCAAAAUGUCAAUAGUGAAAAUGUCAAUAGUGAAAAUCAAAAUGUCAAUAGUUAA
This is a messenger RNA of Mytilus trossulus (common blue mussel), 3672 nucleotides long. RefSeq lists its product as uncharacterized. The record is from RefSeq and is a predicted model, not a curated record. Gene Ontology annotation, biological process: DNA integration; proteolysis. Gene Ontology annotation, molecular function: aspartic-type endopeptidase activity; nucleic acid binding. The transcript is spliced from 3 exons. The coding region runs from base 1 to 3672 and encodes 1223 amino acids. NCBI's taxonomy places the organism in Eukaryota, Metazoa, Mollusca, Bivalvia, Mytilida, Mytilidae.